UUGCACUCCAUGGGAAAGCGAGAAGAAAUAGCCUACCUCUGAUCAUCAACGCGUCAUAUAAUGUUUCAGCGGACGCCCCUCCCCCUGUCUCGUUUUUUCCCCUCACUCAACCUCUCCUUUGACUCACAGAGGCGGCUCACCACUGGUGCACGGACCGUGGAGGAUACGGGCAGAAGAUGGCUGACUUAGCCGGGCACCGCAAGCCCUCGGCGGCAUCACCAGCGUCACACGGGCCGCUGAAAAGCUGCAAGACAUCCGCCGUCUGGCGACUGUAAACAGCUGCCGCUGCCUCUCUCUUACCCCCUCCUCACCCCUCCUCACCGCAAAUAUUGACAGAAGUAUCUCAGAGAAAACAUGGCAGAGAUGGAAAAAGAGGGCAGACCUCCGGAAAAUAAAAGAAGCCGAAAGCCAGCUCACCCGGUGAAAAGGGAAAUAAAUGAAGAGAUGAAGAGUUUUGCAGAGAACACCAUGAACGAGCUGUUGGGCUGGUACGGCUAUGACAAGGUGGAGCUGAGAGACUCUGACAACCUGGAGAUAGGGGAGACGCCACAGCACAUCUCUGUCCUCAAAGAAAACUUGUUGCCAAAAAUCCCAGCUUCAACAGAGAGCAGCGAAGGCUCCCCGGAUCGAGCCAACAGCUCCCACUCUUUGCCAACCUCCAGGAACGGAGUCACAGAGUCCUCCACCACACCGUCCACCUCCAUGCCCAGCACCAAGGAACAUGGCAACCUGCCCAUUAUAGUCCCCAUGAUCCCCCCACCACUGAUCAAGCCCCCUGCAGAUGAAGAUGCAUCCAACGUGCAGAUCAUGUGCGCCUGGUGCCAGAAGGUCGGCGUCAAACGCUAUUCUCUGAGCAUGGGGAGUGAGCUGAAGAGCUUCUGCAGCGAGAAGUGCUUCGCCGCCUGCCGCAGAGCCUAUUUCAAGAGAAACAAGCUGGGAUAUAUAAGGAAUUACGCUGCGAGAGACGACGAUGGCCUCGGUGGGAAAUUACCCCAGCACAGCUUUACUCAGGACACGCCCAGGCUUGUCUUCAAGACAAACAGCGAUGUGCUUGUAUGUGACUGGUGCAAACAUAUUCGCCACACUAAGGAGUACCUGGACUUCGGUGCUGGUGAGCGGAGGCUGCAGUUCUGCAGUGCCAAAUGCCUGAACCAAUAUAAGAUGGACAUUUUCUACAAGGAGACCCAGGCUGCACUGCCUGGAGCAUUGUGUAACCCUGGACACGGCGCUGGUGGAGAGAGUAAGAUGGAGUGCAGUGGAGGGGUGCAGCUGCUCACUCCUGAAUCCUGGGGAACGCCGUUAACGGACCUCCGGCGAAAAGCUCCUUCACCAGGGGGGCCUUCCACCACCUCUGCAAUGGCCCCUUCCACUUCUUCUGCCACCUCACCAUCAGACACUGCUGCCGUCUGCUCCCCGUCCUCCUGCUCCUCAGCCAAGAUUCCCACACCCAGACCCCAUGAGAGCCCCACACUCCCCCCUCCACCUGUUCCCUCUUUGCACCCACCUGUUGGUGUUCCCCCUGGUAGCCCUCCCAUGGUGAUGACACCCCGGGGACCCAUGCCCCUACCGCUGUUCAUGGAGCAUCAAAUGAUGCAGCAGAUGCGUCCACCAUUUCUUCGGCCCUCUGCCCACCCAGGUGGGCCCAAUAGCCCCCUGUCAAACCCCAUGAUCCCUGGUAUUGGUCCACCACCUCCCUCUAGGACCAUGGGUUCAGCAUCAAGCCCCAUGCACAGACCCCUGCUGUCUCCACAUGUCCACCCCUCAUCCAAUCCCAACCCUGGCAUGAUGCCCCCCCACCCUGGUCUCCCCAUGCCAGGCCUGCCUCCUUUCCCCCCUGUCAACAUGAUGCCCAAUGGACGCAUUCCUCUGCCCCCUAUGAUGAACUUUGGUAUGCCAUCCCUGGCCCCAUUGGUACCCCCUCCAACUCUCUUGGUCCCUUACCCUGUCAUUGUACCCCUCCCAGUCCCAAUCCCUAUUCCAAUCCCAAUUCCCUUCAGCCCCAAAACUUCCAGGGACCAGCCAGAGAGCAGUGGCACCUUCCGCAGUGCUCCAGAGUCCUCUGAAGCUUCAGCCUCUGGGCCCCACUCUCCAGGUUCCUCUGCAGGUGACAGAGGGGAGCAGAAACUAGAGCCAGCUGGUGCAGAGCAUCUCUCUCCUGUACGCUCAGAGAGAAGCAGGACGGCAUUGGUGGACUUGACUGUGAAGGCAGAGGAAAAUGCAGGCAGUCUGUGUCUAACCAGCGGCCCUGGACCGAUGGACGGGGUUAUUGAUCUAACUGUGGGCCAGAGGCCAUGCCAACAGCAGGUAAUUCAGAGGAUGCUACCUGGGGUCCAGGUCAAAAUAGAGGCAGAGGCUGAAUCAAGAUCUCCACCAGCUGCUGGGCUGGGUUGGGAAGGGAAAGGCAGUCGUGAUGGGGGGGAAGGGGCCCUCUCCCAGGGCCUCCUUAGUGCUGCAGAGCUGGAAGGGGCCACACACCCAAACACACUGGAAUUAUCAGGCCCACCAUCCAGCAACAGCAGCCCUUCUUGCCAUGCUGAUCCUCUAGUGAGCCAGCUAAAUCCCUGUAUGUCUAAUCGUUCCCCACCACCCUUACCCAGCACAGCACGGACCCAGCCCCAACCCCUGCCCCAGCUCCAAACUAGCCCUGCUGCCCCAUGUAAUGUCAUAGUCAAUGGUACGGGAUGGCAUUCGCUCCUCACUCCUGCCUUUGAGUCUUACCCUGACCGAAGAGGAGACAGUGUUGCAGGAGAAGGAGAGGCUGAGGAGCAACCAGCUAACGGUGAGCUGGAGCAUGAGGCACUGAAAGAGAACAAUUGCUCAAUUGGAGAUUGGGAGCCGGGUAAGCGGGGCUCAACACAAGACGAGAUGGCGGACACAGUGGAGGGUAAGCCAGACCCUGACUCCAACAUGGAGGAGGGUGAGCAUGCCUAUGCUCUGCCGCUGCUGUCUACCGGAGGCUGUGUCGUCAUCCAGCCUGUGCCAAAGCCCGGCGCUGACAAGACGGCCAUCCUGUCCUGCUCCAUCAGUGCCCCUCUAUCAGCAGACGGGAGCCCCGAGCUAGAGCCGCCGCUGAAGAGGAGGUGUCUGCGAAUCCGCAAUCAAAACAAAUGAGAUGGACGCUCUGAGGACCACAGUGCCAUCAACGACACUCACUUGUCCACCCCCCACCUCCAAAUCCCACCCCUCCCAGCUACACCACCACACACGUUCACACACACACACACACACACACACACACACACAGAUUUUUCUCGUCCUCACUCAUCGUCCAGUCUACCAGCACCACAAAACGCCUUCGACAACUGAUGAGAGUCCAACCAAACAUGUUGAUGUGUAUCAUAGCAGAGCAGACAGGACUCCUUUUGUCCAUGUGACAGACACUCUGAUGGACUGAACUUCUACAGACUUGAUGUCGUGGCCAGCAGGAUCGCUUGACCUUUGAACUGCAGACAGUAUAUCCCUGCAACAGGAGGACUUUACCCCGCUGCUUCUCUCCUCAUUUACAGACUCUCAGCCCACACUGCCCCUUAUACCUUAUCCACCCUCCCCCUAUCAAAGCAAGUGCUCUCUGUAUUGUCUGUUUCUAUGGAACGCUGCUGCUGGGAUGUUAGUGAAGGAGCUCCAAAGAGAGAUUUACAUCCCUCAAUGAAAUUGCUCCUGUUUCAGUCCGACCUGGUGCCACACCACAGAUACAAAAUCUCUGCUUCAGUAAGUGUUUUUUUUUCCCUCACACAACUUGUCACUAAGGUAUAGACUGAUUUCACAAAGAGCCACAGAGCUGGCAAUAAACUAACCAGCAAAAAUGUACUUGCCAACCUGACACAAAGUGUUCUGGGCGAUUCUGAUGGGUGGUAGCUAAAGAGGAGCAUACUAAGCAUGAACACAUGACUGAGAGAUAUUUCAAUAAGAGGCUGGAGAACUGUCCUUGGACAUAAAAUCACCGAUUUUGUUGAGAAUUACUGAAUCAGCAAACUAGAGGAUGAAAUAUUAACCUUCACCAGCAAGUAAUGGUGUGUGGGUGGAAUCAUGCAAUCUCUGCCAUUUUCCUGUAGCAUCUAUUUGUUUGCUCUUAAACUUCACUCGUUUAAAAUAUAGUGUUACACAAGAAUGAGGCAGAGUUGUCAUGAUAAUCAUUCCUACUAUUGGCAUUAUCACACCCUGUGGAACGCUGUCUGUGUGCUCUAACAGUAAGCCAUGCUAGUUACAGUAAUAAGCUGCUGUUUGAGAACAUUUCGAGGCUUACUGCACCUCCAGAAGAACUGGGAUGGCAUGACAAUGUAGAAACUCUGCCAACCUGCAGUGGGUACUUGCAACCGCAGGCUAGUACUUAAUCUUUUCUAUAAUACAUUACCAGUGAUGUUUCUGUAAUGGGCUAGUUCAAGACUGCACUGAAUUUAGACAGGGCAGAGGGAAGCCAGCUCUUUCAUAAAUAAUUCUUUUGGGACCUGGAGAAACACUGUUGAAGUAACACUACAGAUUUUUUCUACAAUAAACACACUGAUGACAAAUUCAUUUUGGAAAUCGUUUGAGAAAUAUUUAAAACAUUGCCUCUUGCUUGUCCAACAGUCCUGCCAAGUUUCUUAAAUUUUUUUGCCAAUUAUUAUUUUUUAAGCCAAAUUUAAAGGGACAGUGUGUAGGAUUUGUAGGAUGUAGUGGCAUCAAGCAGUGAGGUUUGCAGACUGCAAUCAGCUGAAACUUCCCCCAUGUGCCAAGCAUGAACUACUGGUUAGGAUUCUUUCAGUGUUCACUGUUCAAGAGGGUUUUACCGGGAGAAGAAUUAUUCGCAGGGGUCUCAUCCUCUCCAAAACUGACACAAUGAUUUAAGACUCUGAAUAAAGCAGUUUCACUUUACAAAUCAGUAUUUUCCCGCUACCUAGCACCUGCUAAUGUGUGCUCAGCUUUUUCUCUGAUAACUUAAGAUCCAGAUGUUCAGGAGGUUUUUACCGGGAGCUGAAUUAUCCUGAAAGGUCUCUUUCUCUCCAAACCAAACAGACAGUUUCAUGUUAAAAAAUGAGUGUUUUUCCGGUGCUACUCACAGUAGAGGUGCUGCUAACUAUGGUGGGAGAUGCAAAAACGCUAUUGACCCUAUCUAGAACCAGUGUUUGGUUUGUCUGUUCUAGGCUACUGUAGAAACACGGAGUUGCAACAUGGGCGACUCAUAUAAAUGGCUAAUUCUAAGGUAACGGAAACAUGUCGAUUCUUAUUUUUUUAGGUGAUUAUACACUAAAGAAAACACUUAUUAUACUAUAUUCCAUUUCUGCCAAUAUACCCCCCUUAAUCCUACACACUGGACCUUUAAAGCCAGCAUUGUCCUCAAUUCAGUGGCGUGCUCUAUGUACAGCUUUUUGGGCAGUUUAAGUGAACGCACCACAACUGUCACCCUUUCGGUUUGAUCUGAUCCAGUUACAGCGCAGCUUAAGCCUGUGAGCCAGGACAUCAAACAAAGCCAGCAUUUAGUUUACACUCCUAUGGAGGAGGUACAUUGUACCAGUGUGAGACAAGGUAUUAUCAUAUGCCAAAGGCCUCUGGUGUGUUGAAACAAAACAUGUCACCUAGUUUUCAGUGGAAAUGGGAUUUCAAACUGAAGAUUUGACCAGAUAAUUUAUAGUUGCCAAAAUAACAAGCACUUAUUUUUUAAAAAAUGGAAGGAAGAUACGGGAGAACAGAAGUGGAUGUCAAAAACAGUAUUACCCCAUAGUCUCUCUUUAUGGUUUAAGGGCCUGUGAUACGUCACACUGUGAGUACGGUGAAAUACAAAUUGGGAUUAAAAAGAUGCUGCGGGACUUGAGUGGGUUACAUUAAAUGUGUGCGUUGCGUUGCAGCCCCAUCAUAUCUCACUGUUUUCUUGUAGCAUUUGGUUUUGUGGUCAAGGUGGGAUUUUUUUCUAUGUCCAAAUGAGGCCAGACAUUAACUACACAUAUUCACAUGUCACAAGCACACCCACAGUACCCAUACUCAAGUCACACACACAAUGCACGUAGUAAAUUUAAUGUGUGUGUGUGUGUGUGUGUGUGUGUGUGUGUGUGUGAGGCAGGUGCAAGCAGAGAGCCCAGUUGAGAUUACAGAGUGUUGACUCAGAGUAAGUAGUGUGCAACUCUAUCUGUUGCCUGUUAGUCAGGCAUUUAGGCUUAGCUUGCCGCUUGCCAAGGCCCAGCUUUGGUGUCACUUUAAGCAUUUCCUUGCCCCCGCUUCAUUUCUCUGCAAGCAAAGGCAGUGAAAAUGCUCUUUUUAAAGCUGCCUGUUUCUUUCUUGUCUACCCUCUGCUGAAUUGAAUUUGUCCAUAAGUAGAGAUAUCCCUGUCUGUAAUUCCUUCACAGAUAGCCUAUCUGUAAGCACAGGAUUUCUAAAAUUACAGUUCAUAACAGGAGAAUAGGUAUUGAGCAAUUGCACCCCUGCUUCAAAGUUGAGGUUUCCCUGCCUAGCUGUCAGUUUUGUUGUCCAGAAUCUUGCUAGUAAAAGAACAGAAACGAGGGCUGAUGUAACCGAGAAACUGGACACUGUAGUUUCCAGUGUCUGUAAUAUGGGAGUCAUACAAAACCAAGGCCACAGCCAGGAUUUUAGAGGUCAUGAGUCCCCCAACACACCGCUCGCCACUGACCAGAAACCAAAAAACAAGGUCUCUAAUUUUUUAACUACAUGGAUGUGUACACUUUCUAUAAAUGUUAUGUCUUAUAAAACUUAUACAAUACACGCGAUGUGUACAUUUUUAAAAUGUAAAGCUCCCCCAGGUUGCAAAAACAUCCAGAGGACACCUCAGUAUCCUCAGUGGUAGCUAUAACCUCUCUAUCCUUUUGUCUGAGGCAGGACAGGUUACAGUUUCCUGUUUGUUAGUGUAUGAUGGGUCUGCACCAUGCUGUUAAAAAGAGGGUGGUGGACUAUUAUGUUGGUCAACUCAGCUGUGAGAACAAAGUUUUCAAAAUGACCUUUUGUUUACUGCUCCACUGCACACUUAAGCGUGCACUGCACUGGGCUGACAGGCUGCUAGCAUCCUCAAAGCAGGAAGACUGACCUUGUAAAGGAAAAGAAAGGUGUCUGUUAUGUUAUUAUGUGACAUGUGGACUAAUAAGUUUUUGUCCUGCUAACAGUUGAGACAAAUGGUGGCUACGUGGGCAAAUUAAUUGCCAAAAAAUGAAUUAAGCACAGUGAUGUUAAUCAGAGGAUGGACUCUUUCCAAUUUGGACUCUCCCAUUAGCUCUCCUCUAGCACCACCCUCAGGACAAAAUAUCCGCUUAGUUUGAGCAUGAAGUAUCUAAAGCUAAUUGCCAGAUUCCAAUUAAAGGAAAAGUCCAGUAUUUUUUGGAAAUAUGGUUACAAAUGUAAAGCUACAGCUAGCUGUCGGCUAGCUUAGCUUAGCAUCAAGACUGGAAACAGGGAAAAAGCUAUCCUGGCUCUGUCUAGAGGUUAUAAAAAUCUGCCAACCAGCAUUAAGCUUUAGAAAGCUUAUUAAUUAGCUGUUAUAUCUCACCUGUUUCCAGUUUUAAUGCUAAGCUAACUGGCUGCUGGCUGUAGCUUCAUGAUUAAAUUCCCCCAAGUGUUGAUAUAGAGUGUCAAGUUCAUGUCAUAAUGUGUUAAAUGUUUCGGACGAGGGCGCCAUCUUGUGAGGAAUACACUGUGUUACAGUACAUGUGCCAGCAAUGGCGAGUAAGCAACAAACUUAUCACGAGAAAUAACAUGGAUCCAUAUGACUUGGCAGCCCAAACUGGAUUACAGACCCAGAUGCACUACCUCCACUUACACAUCCGGACAUUGUAAACUAUUUUGUUUUUGGAUUGAGUGCAUACACUUUGAUAAUAGAAGUAACAAAGCAUUCCUCAAAGAUGGCGCCCUCAUCUCUGUUCCUUUAUAUUUGCCUCCUAGAGGACAAUGCUAAUUGUUUUGUUGACCUUUUCCUGACCCUUCUUCUUGUGCCACUGUCAGGCUACACUUACAGUUUUAGUCCGACUACUGUCCGAUCUCCCAGGAUUUUUCUAACUCAUUAUCUUUACAAGAAACUUCAUACUGAUUUAAAAAGGUGAAGGGGGCUUGAAUUUCGCUGAGGAACUAACCAAAUCCUUUGCUGUGUCUGCUUUUUCUCCUGCUUGACACCGUUACACACACAUUCAGACAUACACAGACAAAACAACAUGCAUGUUAUGUCUGAGCCUAAUCUGCACCAUGCUGUGUUGGCGUUGCAAACGGUGUACUGUCCACGUCUGAUAUUGAAGAUACGAGAGCCUAACUCUCACGUGGAAAUCCUGGACCACUGAAAUCAGUCUUUGUGAUGGCAAACAGACUCGUGACAAAUCUCCAGCAUUCCUUUUUUGAUGAUGGACUCCAGGCCUGGUCAACAGCCUGAAUUAUGCAAUGACAACUAACUCUAACCCUAAUAUAGACAAGUGGUCCACAGACAAAAUAAAAAACAUGACACGACUUCAUGUUACUUUUCAAAAACAACAGAGAAGUUGCCUUAACUCUUGCUUGUAUAAUCUCUCCAGUUAAGACAAUGAUGCUCGCUUGUAAAGAAGACUCUCCCUUCUUUGUACAAAAUGAAAUAUACCAGAAACAACAACUUUGUUAUCUUGCUAGUGUCAAUGUAUAGAUGAUCAGCUUUUUCUGUAACUUGUAUGGACCGUCACAUUUUUGCUAAGAAGAAAACCCUCCUCCCAACUUCCUUUUUCCUAAACAUCCAAUCUGUUCAACGUUUUAACUCGUGGUGGACUGUCAAUCUUUUUGUGUACAUUUUAUAGUAUUAUUUAUUGUUGACAAGUUUUGCAUUUGCAAAUACGAAAAAAAAAGAAGUGAAGGUGGUUCGACCUGAGCAUUCUAUUCCAAUGUAAAUGCCUGGCGAACAGUGAAAAGCUUUUUUAAUUAUUAAAAUGGAAAAACAGUGAUAUGAGGAGAUGAUCUUCUGUCUUUUUAUUAUGACGUUGUAACAUGUACAUAACAUGUGGCCAAAAUUGCUUUGGAAAAAUAAUCAUUUUUUGUGUUGUAACAGUAUUUGUUUUAUCCAGUGAAUUGCUCAUGAAGACAAAUAAAUAAG
Molecule: messenger RNA, 9019 nt
Organism: Epinephelus lanceolatus (giant grouper)
Lineage: Eukaryota; Metazoa; Chordata; Actinopteri; Perciformes; Serranidae
Gene: sobpa
Product: sine oculis binding protein homolog (Drosophila) a
Biological process (GO): animal organ development
Cellular component (GO): nucleus
Source: RefSeq, a predicted model, not a curated record